This is a messenger RNA of Glossina fuscipes, 2186 nucleotides long. RefSeq lists its product as uncharacterized. The record is from RefSeq and is a predicted model, not a curated record. The coding region runs from base 155 to 1954 and encodes 599 amino acids. NCBI's taxonomy places the organism in Eukaryota, Metazoa, Arthropoda, Insecta, Diptera, Glossinidae. The transcript has 12 exons.
UAAAACACGUCUCUACCGUUAAGACGCUUUCGCGCCAUUAUCUUUUAGUUUUGCUUUUAAAUAACACUUGCUUAUCGGAUCAAAUAAUUUCCAAUUAGCAUUUAUGGUUAAUGUUAUUAGAAUAUAUAAGUUGCAGAGAUAAUGAAAGGUAGUCAUGAAUCUCAUAACUCCUUUUUAUAAGGGUCCGUUCGUUGCAAGCUGGCUGGCUGCUGCGAAUCCUAAAUAUUAUGACACCGAUGUUGAUGUGGUAGAACUUUGUAACAAAUUGCUGCAAACUUUUGAUCCAAAAAUUAGUAUACCCUUUGAGGGAAAAGAAAGACGUCUAUGCUCUAUUAAGCAGGAAAAUGUAGCAGUACCCUUUCGUAUGUUUAGUCGGUUGUUUUACGGAACUUUAAAAAUCUAUCAACGGCAAGUCGAUAAUUUGCUAAAAUCAACCGAGAGUUUGCUAAAGGUAAGCGGUAUCUGCGGAGCCAAAAUUAUAAAAAAUCCCAAAAGGAAGUCAGCUGAUCUGUGUCAUGGAGGUAAAAACAAACGUCGACGUUUUUUGGCCAAAAGUCAGACCUCAAAGGGUACUUUCUUAACCACAAAUUACAAUUAUCUAUUUGACGAUAUGGAAAAUCUAACUAAGCAGACAUUAACGGAUUCUAUAAGCGAGAUUUCAACGUAUUUAGAAAGCAGCCAGUUUACGGAGGUCCGGCAAGUUACGCAGUUACAAAUCCGCGAGUUUACCGUCCGUGAAAUAAAUACGCAGACUUAUUUUGAAGUGCCAGAAUUAGGUGAUGAUUACGGAUUUGGAGAGAUCAUCGAUCAAGGUCAUCAAGGCUUGAACCAAAUAAAUAAAUUUAUUUCUAAUCUAGGUAAUGAAAUACCUACACAGAACAAUGGAAGAAUUUGUAAACGAAAAAGCGAGUGUGAACACAACUUACUAGAAAAACCACGCUAUCUAAGUUUUGAUAGUGAUACCGAAUCCUUCCCUUUGGACGAAACAAUUGUCAAUGCCCUUGCUAGUCCACAGAGGUCAAUCGGAAGGAAAACAUUAGAAAAUUGUAACAAAGACGAUGAGCACUUACAAGACGCAAACGCUACAACAAUUUUGCAUUCGCAAAAUUGCAAUGGAAGGGUUUUAAAUAGGAACAAUACACCACGAAAGAGAUUCCAUGAUGAGCAAAAUAAAAUGACUAACGUAAAAAAGAAGCCCCGCCUUUCUAAGCUAAUCAUAGACGAAUGUAUAAAACUAAAUGCCGAUGAAAUGCGCAAACAGAUACAAAACUUUGACAUAGGAAGGACUGAUUCAAUAAGAGCUUCAUGGAGGCAGAAAAUGUAUCUUAAAAACAAGAAACAAUUAAAUGCCGAAGCAUUAUUGACACGUCUCAAUAAAAGAUCAAUCAAUAUGAUUUUGAAUUUGAAACGAAAAAUAUGCCUGGAAGGUAAUGUAUUUCGUGAACACUAUUUGUCUUUAAUAAGAAGUAUCUUAAAAACGAAAUCACCGGAAGACUAUGCCACAGAAAUUUAUGCCAAAUGGCAAACGAAAAGAAAAGUUAAACCGAAAACGAAAUGUCAAAAAAAUGAUGAAAAUUCACUACUGUCCUCUCCUCAAGCAUAUCAUUUCAUGGUUGAGAAUGAUAAUAAUCAAUUUCCUCCAGAUGACAUAAAUAACAACCUUACUAGCGGUCAGUCGACGGGCUCACAAAUGAAUCGAGAGGAUUGGCAAGCUUACGGUGUUAUAAUCAAAUUGCUGGAAAUAUGGCGUUAUUCGAGUAAAAUUGAUGCAAUUAACUUUUGCCUCACGCCUAAAUAUCGUAAUCAUAAAGCAUUGGCAUUUCAUUCACUAUUAUUUUUAGCGGCCGAGCAGUUUAUCGAGAUUACUAAACGCAUAAAUUCUCUAGAAAUGGAUGAAAUCAAAUUGGGACGUCUUUCUGAAAAGCUUAUAAAUGCUCAUUAUCACAUAAAGUAGAGUUUAUCGCUGUUAUAUUAUCACAAGUAUUUAAUCUUUUACAUAAGAAAAUUCCAUUACCUAUUUUUCAUGUUAUCUUUCUUCAAUUUUCUCCCUGUAGUUAAAUAGUUAUUUAAGUAUUUGAAUACUAUACCAAUCGAUAAAAUUGUUGUUGUUUCUCAGUUAAUAAUUGAAUCUUUUGUUCGUUGUCUGCAAAAGUUAGCUUGAAAUUCGGCCAAUGUUUUGGCCCUGU